Molecule: messenger RNA, 3268 nt
Organism: Mya arenaria
Lineage: Eukaryota; Metazoa; Mollusca; Bivalvia; Myida; Myidae
Exons: 12
Coding region: 146-2215 (689 amino acids)
Biological process (GO): cell-cell adhesion
Cellular component (GO): cell-cell junction
Molecular function (GO): cell adhesion molecule binding
Source: RefSeq, a predicted model, not a curated record
CUUCCUUAAUGUGCGAUUAUAAACUUCCUUUCUGUUUUUUAAAAUCAAGUGUUCUAUUAAUACUAAAUUGUAUUAACGUUUGCACAGGAUGUUAUCAGUUUCUUUAUUCUAAUAAUGGAUAUGCAUAUAUUCAUCACAUGAAGGGAUGGAAUACAGAAAAUUGCUUUUCGUCCAUUUAUUGAUCGCCAUUCAAGUCUUGGUAACAAUAAUACAAUGCAACCCGAUCGUUGUACCAUCUGGGAGCGUGUCUGUUCUAAGAGGCCAAAACAAGACGCUAUCCUGUUCCUAUGAAGGACAACGUACCGAUCUUACUACAACAUGCGUAUGGGAUUCCGGAAGAAAUGGUACAUUUAAUUACAAGGUAUAUCUUCAACAAUCACCAAAUGGCACAUGCACGAAACUAUUUGGGAACGAAUCCAAGUAUGGAUACUCCUGCCAAGGGAACAACGUGUUCACAAUCACCAUUUAUAAUAUCGGGGAAGAACGUAAUGGAGAACAAUGGCAAUGUCAUCAGCUCAUAGGCUCAACCGGUGAUUAUCGGAAUAGCAACCAAAUAACUAUUGAAUUACAAGCUUUAGUCCCAAUCACGGCGGUAACCAUGACAGAUCCCACAAUUUUAACAGUGACAAUUGACGCCGGUUCUUUUGAGAUAUUCAAAUGUAGGACAUCAGGUGGACUUCCCAUGGCGACGAUAAAAUGGUUUAAGGUCACAGGAGACACGUGCUCUCAGUCUGGGGCGGAAAUCACGUCUUUAGUUUCAAGUUCUUCUGUCAGUGAUGUCGAGGGCCUGGAUCAUGUAGAGAGUAUAUUGACCUUCACCGCUUCCAGUAAAGAUAAUGAAUUGAGAAUAUGUUGCAUGGCCAGUAAUGUUGCCGGGAAGCAGCUUGUGUCUGAGACAAGAAUUCUGGAUGUUAAAUUCAAUACAUCAAUUUCUAGAUUUGAUGUCAGUGCCUUUCCAAAUCAAAAUAUCGUUAUCGUUAAUGAAUCAGAGACAGUUGUAAUCGUAUGUGAGGUUUUAAGCAACCCUAACUCUACGCUCAGACUGACACAAAACCACAUGGCAACAAUCUUAAUUGAAAGCGAAAAUAUUAUCCAAAUAGAGUAUAUAAUUCAAUACGCCACAUGCUCUGAUGCUGCUGUCUACACUUGUUCAGGAUUUAACAACUACACAGAUUUGGAAAGAACGCCAUCGAAAGUGUUGCAGUUGUUGGUGAAAUGCUCUCCUAGACCGUCCGAUAGCCCUGAACAUCUAAAGCGAAAUUUCACUGGAAUCUUAGACGGAAAUGUUACUUUUACCUUUAUGGCUGUUGCAUAUCCACCGCCGAUGUUUGAAUGGCAAAUGUGGAAUGGAACAUCAUAUUACAAAGUUAAUGGAGGAAGACAUCUUAUCACAUCAUCAGAUCUGCUCACAUCAUUAACUAUUUUGCAUAUUGAAAAAUACGAUUUUGUCUCAUAUAUUCUAAAAGUUGCGAAUGGAAUACAACCAUAUUUACGGGAACCAUUUUAUCUAAUCCCUCGAGAUGUGCCACAGUGCCCUACAAACUUUAUCCUUCUUUCGAAAUCAACUACAAUGGCAACAGUGCAGUGGAAAGGAGAGUUUAAUGGAGGGCUUCAACAGACAUUCGUUCUGAUUUAUAAGAAGCGAUCUGACUCCAAAUACUACACUAUAACCAUGCCAGUGGAUGAUGAAACAGUGGUAUACAAAGUGGAAAUAUCAAGUUUAGAAGACGGCCAACUCUACGAUAUACUUUUAUAUUCACUGAACGCCAUCGGCCCAUGCGGAGCAAAUGCGUCACUGGAAGUUGGAACAGACACAGAAGACUUAACUCCAAAUUCUGCUCCUAUUAUUGGUGGUGUUGUUGGUGGAAGUCUCGGGGUAGUUGUUGCUGUAAUCAUCUUGGUGUUCAUUCUGAGACGUAAAAACACAUUGAACUGUGCCUGCAUCAUGUCCAUAUCGAUGGAAGAAGAUAUGGAUUCAGGUCAAAAUUGCCAUAAUGGUGACAAUCCAGGAUAUAACGCUGCAGUAACGUAUGAAGUUGUAUCAGCAACCAAAGAGACGCCCGUUUACGAUGCUUUAAAUGCUGGAAACGAUGGACCCGACAAUUCGCACUUGUACACGCCGCUGGAGGAUUCCAAUCCAAAGUCACGUGUUUAUUACGAGAAUACUAAGAGAGAAGAUCCUGUUUACAACAACCAAGUGCAGACAGUGCUUUAAUUAUAUGACAAUUUGACAUUAAAUCAGGACUUGAACUGCGUUAUAAAAGGAAAAAAGACGAGCAUGUGCAUAUUUAAUCUGUCAUAAUUUAAAAGUUCUCGCAGCACACGUAUCAUCAAUUAUAAAUGAGCUCAUUUUACUUGUUGCACAUUACACACGUGAGUUCCCGCCCCUGAACGUAUGGGGGCAAGGGAGGGAACCGCAUACCGCCUCUGCAAGGAAGAAGACUUUACCGUUUAUGUUCACAGCGCCUCCUACAACCAUUUCCGGACGCUCGUCUAAGCAGAUAAACUCGGAGGCUGAGGCGUGUUGGUAAUCUCCUGCUACUUAGUAUCCGCUUAAAAGCAUAAAAUAAAGCUCACAUUUCGGCUAAUUAUAAGUCAAUGAUGGAAGUGAAAUUACACAUUAAAAUUCUUUUUGUCGACGGUAGCUCAAGCCGGCAUGAAUUUAUUGGGUUCUGUUGUUUAUGCCAAGUGAUAACAACAAGCCUGCAAUAAAUAUCCAAGAUAUUUAUUUAUGAAAAUAAGGCAUGACUGUAGUCAACAACCGAAUAUGGCAAAAUGCCCAGAUUACAAUCAACAAUAUGUAAACAAUACAACAAAAACAAAUACAACUAACCUGCAAUAAAUAUCCAAGAUAUUUAUUUAUGAAAAUAAGGCAUGACUGUAGUCAACAACUGAAUAUGGCAAAAUGCACAGAUUAUAGCACUUGACAUAUUAAAAACAGUCAUGCGUGAAAGGUUAGUUUAACAGGAUUAGGUUGAUCACAGGACAGUAGGGGCGGAGAUUUAGUUGAGAAAUGAUAAGAAUUGUAAAAUAGAGAUCACAAGACAGUAGGGGCGGAGCUUUAGUUAAGAAAUGAUAAGAAUUGUAAAAUAGAGAUCACAAGACAGUAGGGACGGAGCUUUAAUUGAGAAAUAAUAUGAAUAAUGAAAUAGAGAAAAUGGUAAUUUGUAUUACAAGGAACUUGGUAUACAGAAGCAAGGCUCCUGACAAACAAUCACAUUUAAAGAUAAUCAUUUAUUAUCAUUUUAUUACAAUUCCAAAUACAAGU